Monopterus albus (swamp eel) is the source of this 1140-nucleotide messenger RNA. RefSeq names its product Fc epsilon receptor IgFc epsilon receptor Ig (gene fcer1g). Bases 134 to 415 code for a protein of 93 amino acids. Gene Ontology annotation, biological process: cell surface receptor signaling pathway. The transcript has 5 exons. Gene Ontology annotation, molecular function: IgE receptor activity. Gene Ontology annotation, cellular component: Fc-epsilon receptor I complex. The record is from RefSeq and is a predicted model, not a curated record. NCBI's taxonomy places the organism in Eukaryota, Metazoa, Chordata, Actinopteri, Synbranchiformes, Synbranchidae.
CCCCUCAUGACUGAGAUAUGCAAUACUGGAGUCUUCAACAGAAUGCAGAGGGGAGAAAAACCACCCACAAGUUGUGUGUGCUGUUUGCGUGCUGCUGAAGGAGUACUGUUCACCGUGUUGAGCCUGUGUUGCCAUGGCUGUGUGGGGCAGGAGUCCGUUGCUCAUGACCGUUCUGCUCUGGUUGUGUUUUGGGAGAGCAGCCGCUCUUACAGAACCUGAGAUUUGUUAUGUGCUGGAUGGAAUCCUGUUUUUGUACGGCAUCAUCCUUACAGCUCUCUACUGCAGAAUCAAGCUUAUCAAUGCUAAGGAAGCUGCUGCAGCUGGAAAUGGAAAGCAGACUACAGAAGAAGGCAUCUAUACGGGUUUGACCCCUCAUGCCCAGGACACAUAUGAAAGUAUCGGCAUGAAGAAGUGAUAUGAUGCAUUAAAGUCCAAGUCAGAUGUUUUCUACCUUUUUUUUUUUUUUUUAAGAUUUAGCUUACUUUUGCUGUAUAAGAUAUUUUUGCUACUUUAUCAUAUUUAAUUUGUAUGCAAACAUAUACUGAUGACUAAAAUACUUCACAGACACUUUAUACUGUGAUAAUUAUAAACCAAACCUAAAUGAAUGUUUGCUUGAGGAUUAUAUAUUUUGUUUAAGUGCAAUACUUGAAGCGAUUUUUGCAGACUGCCAGUUUGCUUCCUCUUUUAGGCUAUUUGAAAGAUGUCAGUUUUUGUGUGUGUUAAUCUGUGUAAAUGAAAAAGACAAAUCCACUCUGCAUUUAUUACUUUUAAGUUGAAUUUCUUGUAAUGGCUGAAAUCUUCCUGAUUUCUUUAUGGCACAAAACAGGAAGCAGAAGACAGAUUUCUUGCAGAAGUUGUUCUAAAAGUAUCAACGUUUUGGGAAACAUGGUAGAUUAUAGAUGCAGUUAAUGGCCAAUUAGAAAAAACAUACAUAUAUUCUACAGUGAAGCCUUAGACAUACUGUGCAGUGUUUCCCAUACACCCACAGGAUGGCAGUGAUGUUGUCUGUGACUUGCUCUUUACCUGUCCACAUAUUAUUUUAUUGUUUCUUUCAAUUGCACUGCUAAGUAGUAAAUAUGCUGUAAACCUCCAGCCAUAGGGUGACCAACCUAAAAAUAAAUAAACAUAACAGUUUUCUGA